GAACAAACGUCUAUCGAGUUUUGGAAAUAAUCAAAUACUAGACUUGAGGUCUGCAGAACGUAAAAGUCUAAUCCUGCAACUGUCUGAUUCAACUACAACGAUCGCAUUACCUGGCUAUUAUCCUGGAUGGAAUCAGAUUCAUGCUACCCGUGAUUGGUCUAUGCUUCACUUGCGUUAAGGGCCAGAUUAUCCCAGAGCAGAUCGGCACAUGUCCUACGUCUACGGGCAGGUCCUUCGUCCGAUAAAGACCCCAGGAGCGAGUUUAUCGUCUUGUCAUAACAUUAACCCCUACCUUUAGCCCCUCGAUAUCGCAAACUGGAGGGUUGUGACGUUAAGGGCCGGCUUAAAAGAAAUCUUAUGUUGACAUCUCCACCCUGGUAGCGCCCAAAAACCUUUGGUUAUAUCUGAUAUGUCGUCGAACGAAACUGGUCUUAGCACCGGGCAGAUCAUAGCUAUCGUCGCAUCAGCGGUGACAGUGGCGACGUUCCUAAUCGCGACCCUAGUAGCAGUGCGUUGCUACCGGCGACAGCAGCGGCGCGAUAUCAAGGAGAUACCGAAACGAGAGCUAGGAACAUCAUCAGAUAGUACAGUAUCUCAGAUAGAGCAAGGCAGCACCGACGAGCCCAGAGACUCGGUUUCUGAUACCACCCGAAGCUCUAUCUGGGGGGAUACAAGGGGUUCUAUCGUCGCCCCUGCAUCCAUUUUCAACGGCGAUGAUGACGUCUGGGAUAGUCGACAGUGGCCGCUGCCACCAGGCCACUCAGAACGAUAUACCUUUUUUAGCGAGAGAAGUUCAGUAACGAUAGACGAAAUAGUAGAGAUUGAGCAAUUAGGCGAUGGAGAUCACAACGGAAACACGGCGGGAAGAAGAUCUAACAUGGAGAGCAGAUAUGAUAGCAUCCGGGAAAUCUCCGAAGUGGGCAUGGCGCAUGGAGGAAUGGCGUUGUUUGUAUGAGACAUGAGUAAUGAUAUAAUGCCGUUCAUGGUUAAAGAAUUACGCCUUUUAUGAAGUACCUAUGUAGAUGGAUCUUCGUGGAUCAGCACUUCAUCGG
Messenger RNA from Daldinia vernicosa, 1052 nucleotides. RefSeq lists its product as uncharacterized. NCBI's taxonomy places the organism in Eukaryota, Fungi, Ascomycota, Sordariomycetes, Xylariales, Hypoxylaceae. The transcript has a single exon. The coding region runs from base 410 to 955 and encodes 181 amino acids. The record is from RefSeq and is a predicted model, not a curated record.